This is a messenger RNA of Diachasmimorpha longicaudata, 6657 nucleotides long. Its product is annotated as sushi, von Willebrand factor type A, EGF and pentraxin domain-containing protein 1-like. The transcript is spliced from 6 exons. Bases 137 to 6523 code for a protein of 2128 amino acids. Gene Ontology annotation, molecular function: calcium ion binding. Lineage: Eukaryota; Metazoa; Arthropoda; Insecta; Hymenoptera; Braconidae. The record is from RefSeq and is a predicted model, not a curated record.
AGCUCUCGUGCCUCGUCGCCAGUACAAAGACGAUUAUUGUUGCUCCGUCUCUGUCUCGCAGCGGCCGCUAUCGCUCCCGGGAGGCACUCGAAUCACGAGAGUCUCGUGAUGGUACCCAUCAGUCUAUGGUCCGGUGAUGGGAAUGUGGUGUGUUCUCGUGGUCCUGGGGGCCUUCCUCGCUGGGGACAGGGCAUCGAGUUUCGAUGAUUUUCGUGAUUAUCGCAGGGUACAAUCGACCGGAAGUGCGUGGACGGUGAGAUAUGGACGUGAUGAGGUUCACGGAAACGAGGAGAUUCCGUCCGGUGAUGGAGAUGGGAAGAUUCGGGGGUUGGCGAACGUUUUGAGGAAGAAUAUCGAUGAUGUGCGGAUGGAUUUUGAUAGGGCCGAAAUUGUGUUUUUGGUGGACACAUCGUCAUCUGUUGGAGAGGAAAAUUUUCGAAGUGAAUUGAACUUCGUCCGGAAAUUGCUGUCCGAUCUGAGGGUGGAACAGACAGCGACAAGAGUUGCGGUGAUAACAUUCGGGGAUAAACGUAUGAUAACGAGGAAUAUCGAUCAGAUUACGUCGGCUGAAUUCGCUGGGGACAAGUGUAGACUAUUGAAUCAGGAGUUGAGGAAGAUCAACUACACGGGAGGUGGAACUUAUACGAAGGGAGCACUUCUGGAGGCAUUAACUAUUCUCCGACGAAGUCGCCACGACACUCGAAAAUUAAUAUUCCUAAUUACUGAUGGGUUCAGUAAUGGCGGUGAUCCCCGACCAGUUGCCGAAGCCCUAAAAUCCCUGGGUGCUGUGAUCCUGACCUUUGGAAUUCGAACUGGUAACGUCCGAGAACUCCACGACAUCGCCAGCAAACCAGUUCACACCCACAGCUACUUCCUCGACUCCUUCCAGGAGUUCGAGUCCCUCGCAAGACACGCCCUUCACCGAGAUUUGAAGGAGGGAAAGUACGUCGUCCUGAAGGGAAAAAGUCCCUGCGAAAUCCUCUGCGAUUCACGAGACGCUGGAGUCCUUGGAGAUGACGUGCGAGGAAAUGGAACCAAAGUCAUCAAUCAAAGCUGUUGUGAUGAUCUCGCUGAAUGUGCUUGUGGUACAUCCAGCGGUCAUUACAGUUGUCUCUGUCCGAGUGGUUACUACGGAUCUGGAUUGAGAGGAAACUGUCACCCCUGUCCAAACGGCACCUACGGCCACCCAGGACUCCCCGGUGACGUCUCCACCAACUGCCUCCCAUGCCCCAGCCCAAAUCACAUAACCCUGAGGACCCCAGCCACAUCACCCCACGACUGCAUCUGCGACUCCAACUUCAUAAAAAGUGGCGCCACAUGUCACGCCAUCACCUGCCCCAAACUCCGGGUGCCCGACAAUGGUUACCUGGUGAAGGCCAGUGCCUGCAACAACGUGGUGAAUGCAGCAUGUGGUUUACGUUGUCGAAUUGGGUUUAAACUCGUUGGUGACAGUAUCAGGCUCUGCAGGAGGGACGGCCAGUGGUCAGGAAGGGAGGCCCAGUGUCUUCUGAAGACGUGCCCAGUACUGAGGGCACCAGCUCAUGGUGAUGUUCAUUGUGAGUACGAUGAGGAUUACGAGAGCCUGAAGAUUCCGAUGUUGGACACCUCGUCGUUGCCGAUUGACACGAGGUGUCAGUUCAGGUGCAGUCAGGGGUAUCAGCUCCUGGGGAGCAAAGUCAGGAACUGCCUGCCGGUGUCCAGGUGGGAUGGACUCAAGGUCACGUGCAAGCAGAUCAGGUGCGAUCCCCUGAAGAAGAUCUCUCAUGGGUUCAUCACACCUGACACCUGUCUGACGGCCAAGAAGUUGCCCUUUGGUACCGUCUGCAGGGUGUCGUGUCAGGAUGGGUUCGACCUUGAAGGGCCGGCGGUGAGGAAGUGCAUGGGGAAGGGGGGAUUGUGGAGCCAGAGGCACAGCAUCAGCGCCUGUGUUGAUAGGACACCACCGGUGAUCAGGUGUCCACCUGAUUCCACCUGGAGUACAGCACCGGGGAAGAGGUACUCGUUACCCAGGUGGGAGGCGCCGGAAGUUGGGGAUAAUAGUGAGGGGGAGGUGGAGGUCUGGACGAAGCCACAUCUGAAGGUGCCCUGGAAGGCGAAGAUUGGGGUCCAGGUUGUCACCUAUGUCGCUCAGGACAUCUCCGGGAACCGGGCGAAGUGCAAAUUUAGGGUUGAAACCCUCGAUAAGGAGCCCCCCCAAGUCACCAACUGCAUAAACCCCCCGACAUUCAUCACCACAACCCCUCAGGGUGUCUCAAACAUCACCUGGGACGAUCCCGUAUUCUACGACAACUCCCGUAAACCCGUGAAAAUCCGACGAUCCCACCAUCAAGGAACUUCCCUCCCCGUCGGCAUCACCACCAUCACCUACACCGCCACCGACGUCAGCAAGAACAUCCGUCACUGCAGCAUCAACAUCACCGUCAGGAACAUCUGCGCUGAGCUCCCCCCCAUAUCCAACGGUCACCUCACCUGCGAUGAGUCGUCAUCCGGGGUAAAGUGCCUCAUCACCUGCGACGACGGCUACAUCUUCCCCCUCGGACCACCCACCCCAACUCACCCAGUCCUCACCUGCAGUGACCAAAACAUCUGGAACAACUCCCUGACGCCAUCUUGCGCCAUCGCAGAAGUCCCGGAGAUCCUCGAGUCCACCGGUACAAUCGUCCUGGACUCCAUCAUCGACAUCUGCACGAACUCAUCACUCCUCGAGUCCCUGAAAUCCCGAAUCCAUCAGGAUCUCGUCACCCACCUCCCAAAACACUGCGCUGUCAACGGCCUCGACUGUCACACCACCACCGUCGACCUCAACUGCACGAACCUCCCCCCAAACGUCACGAAAAUCGUCAGGAGAUCCACCACCAGGACAUCAUCACCAGGAAGACGCGACAGGAUCGAAGUUACGUUCAAAAUCCUGAGUAAAAUCAUCUCGGAUCAUCGUCGUGAUCCUCUCCAGGGCCUUCAGCAUCUCCGUUCUGAGCUCCUGAACCUCACCACCUCCGGGAAGUUGAAUCUCCUGAACGAAAAGACCAAUCGAGAGAUCGCACGUUUAGCCUUGAACCUCAACACCCUCUUCAGUCCUCAUCACCGAGCUGUCUGCGACCUGGGGAAGAUCCUGAGGAGGUUCAGGUGUGUCAAAUGCCCCCUGGGUACCUUUCACAACGUCACCACCGCCUCCUGCCAGUCCUGCGGACUCGCUGAAUAUCAGGACGUACCUGGUUCCGUCUUCUGCAACAAGUGCUCCAGGAGCAUGUCCACCAGGAGAACGCACUCCACCAGCCGAAACGACUGCGUCAACACGUGUCCACCAGGUCAUUACUCGAGACGAAGGUACCACAAGGAUCAGCUGAUGUCCUUGGAGCCUUGUGUACCCUGCGACGUGGGGUCGUAUCAACCACUUCACGGCUCGACGUCGUGUCUCCCCUGUCCCAGGAACACGACGACGAACGCUCCAGGAUCGGCGGACUCGUCCGACUGCCGGCGGACAGACCCGACGGAUAUCUGUCACGUCGACUUCUGCCUGAACAACGGCACCUGCGUCACGGAUGACGUCGGCGUCACCUGCGAUUGCCUCCCAGGGUUCACCGGGUCACGAUGUCAGGGGAUUCGCAACCCCUGCGACUCAUCCCCAUGUCAUUCAGGGACUUGUCAGGCCCGUCAGACUCGGUACGUAUGCACUUGUCCCGACGGAUUCACCGGCCUUACCUGCGAUACUCACCUCGACGAGUGCUCGUCCAAUCCCUGCAGGAAUAAUGCGACAUGUGUCAGUGACGAUAACGACUUUCACUGCGUCUGUCGUGAUGAUUACGGGGGUGAGUACUGCGACAUUCCCCUGGAUAUGUGUCAGCCAGGUACCUGCGACGUCGGCUCCACCUGCGUCAUCGUCAAUGCGACGUGGAGCUGCCUCUGUCGGCCGGGUUUCCUCGGCCGUCACUGCGACGUCGUUCCGUGCGACUGGUUACCGUGUCAUCCGAACGCUGUCUGCGUUAAUCUGGAGGUGACGAAUACGACGCACGAGUCCUUCAGGUGUGACUGCCCACCAGGACUCAAGGGCGACGACUGCCGAACGAUAAUCGAUCACUGCCAGGACUCGCCCUGCGGUAAUUCCGGUGUCUGCGUCAACAAUCCGACGAACUUCACAUGCAGGUGUUCGUUGGGGUUCGAUGGUGUCGAUUGCCGCGUCAAGAUGACGUCGGAUUUUGUUCUGAAUUUCGAUGAUCCUGGCGUCAGUGACUUCGUCAUCGUCGACGGACCUCAUGACGAUCUUCAUGAAUUCACCGUCUGCUUCUGGAUUCUGACGACUGACACCUUCAAUUAUGGUACUGUCUUCUCGUACGCGACGGCUGGUGAAGACAACACCGUCACACUGACGGAUUACAAUGGUCUAGUGUUCUACGUCAACGGGGAUAAGGUAAUCACUGACGUUCGUCUUAACGACGGAAUCUGGCACUUCGUCUGCGUCAUGUGGAGGAUCGACGGAAAAUGGUGGAUGUACGUUGACGGAGUCAUCGGGAAAUGGGGUCAGGGAUUGUCGUCAGGUAAGUCGAUCCCAGGAAACGGAACCAUCGUCAUCGGUCAGGAGCAGGAUUACCCGGAGGGCGGAUUCUCACCGUUGGAAUCAUUCGUCGGGAGUCUGACGCUCGUCGACGUGUGGCCGACGGUUCUACCCGACGAUGACGUCACGAAGAUGAUGAACAGCUGCGCGGAAUAUUCAGGUGGUAUCGUUCCCUGGUCCGUCAUGAGGAGUCGGAUCCGCGGAAACGUCAGGAUUCAGGUAAGUCCCAUUUGCCGCGGGUGCCCCCCACCAGUCCCACCUGAUCGAGGCACCGUCAGACUCACCGACGACGGUCAUGACGCCGUUUACACGUGUGAAAGUGGGUAUGAACUCUGGCAGAAACGAUCGCCGACGUCGGCACGCCGACGGUGCCUGAAACGGGGCCAGUGGGAGGGUGAGGUGGACCCCGUCUGCCGGAAAAUUCACUGCGGAUUUCCUGGGUACUUCCCCCGGGGACGAAUCGUCGGUUCGACGUAUGACUUCAAUGACGAGGUCGUCUACGCAUGCGCGGUGGGGUACGAUCUCCGGGGGAAUCCCCACAGGGUGUGCGGUGCUGAUGGCAGAUGGACGGGACGUCCGCCGAUAUGCGUCGGCGUCACAUGUCGGAAUCUACUGGCACCCGUCAACGGCGACGUCGAUUACAUCAUCGAGGAGCAUGAGCGCGAUGACGUCAGCAUUCUCCAGGUGGGUCAGCAGCUGGAGUUCAGGUGUGAUGUGGGGUAUGAGCUGGUGGGGGAGGGGGUGCUGACGUGUUCAGGAAGUGGUCAGUGGGAUCAUGAAGUGCCUGAAUGUCUACCUCGGGGAUGUCGACUACCAACGACCGUCGUCAUCGUCGACGUCACCUCGAACGUCACCGACGAGACGUUUUUCCGACGUGAUGAGGUGAUCCUGGUGUCAUGCAGACCUGGAUUCACAUUCGGUGAUGGCCACCAGGUGCAGGAGUUCACGUGCUCCCGGGACGGGAGCUGGAGAUCGAGGUCUGAUUGUCGACGGAUGGGGUGUGAGGUGCCGGAUGUCCGUCACGGGAGGAUCGUCAGUUCCGUUGGGGAGGUACCACCUGGUGGAGAAAUCCAUUUGGAAUGCGAGGGGGACUUCAAACCCGUCGACGGGAAGAUCGUCUGCGAGGAAAAUGGCGGCUGGUCGGUGACACCAGAAUGUCGAAGGUUGAAAUGUCCUGGGGUGUCGACGCAUCCCAUUGGUUCACUCUUCAUCAACAAGUCGUUGUCGACGAGGAUCGAACGGUUCACCCUCGCCAUCGAGGGGGACAAACCCGGGGAUCAGCUGGUGGUUCGUUGUCGGGACGAGUCGAAGCUGAUGAUCUUGAUGGAGUCGAAGUAUCCGAAUGUCUCGUGGACGUGUGGGAGGGAUGAAAAGUGGAGACGUCAACCUCUUCCAGGGGUCGACCUCACCGAUGACGACCUCAAGGAUUUACUCCUGACGGAGGACGUCUGCGAGAUCCGGUGUCCAUCUCCAACGACACCAGCACAUGCUGUUCUUGUUCCCUCGGAUGUCAUCGAUUGGAAGGUGAAUGUCACCGUUGAUUACGUCUGCAAGUCGGGGUUCGUCCUCCAGGGGAAGGGCACCGCCAUCUGCACGUCAUCAGGAACAUGGUCAGGGUUGUCCUUGUGUCGGCCGAUAGCGUGUGGUGAUCCUCCGAUGAUGACGAAUGCAAAGCUGAUGGUGUCCGGUGAGUCGCGUUACGCUGUUGGAGAUGUCGUGAUGUACGACUGCCUCAGGGGGUUCAGGAUGUUCGGGCAGCGGAGCUCCAGGUGUCUGGAGUCCUCCACCUGGAGUCGGGUUCAAGGUCAGUGCGCGAGGAUUUCGUGUGGGAAGCCGAGGGUCUCGAAGGGGGUGAAGCUCGAGGGGAAAUCGUAUCUCUUCAUGGAGGAGCUGGGGUACGACUGCGGGGACGGGAGGAAGGGGGUGAUGAGGUGUCUGGAGGAUGGGGUGUGGGGGGGAAUUCCUGAUUGUUGAGGAGAAUUCAAGGAGAUUCAACGGUUGCGAGAGACAGUUGAACUCGAGGAAAUUUUAUUCAAAAAAAAAUUCUGGAAAUUAAGUUGUAAUACCCUAGUUGUACCGUAAAAUAAUGUGAAAUAAAGUGUAGUAUA